Messenger RNA from Strongylus vulgaris, 633 nucleotides. Lineage: Eukaryota; Metazoa; Nematoda; Chromadorea; Rhabditida; Strongylidae. The record is from the annotation of a GenBank genome assembly.
AUGUCAGCCCUAGUGGAUGAGCCGCCGGCGAUGAAGAAGGUUAGAAGCAAGGAGCCUUUAAAGCUCGCACAAGCCCAAGAACACGUUAAAAAGGAGAAAUCUAGAGAAAAGACCGUGAAGCCCGAAAGAGAUAAACGCUGGAAAAGAGAGAAACCUCUCGACAGGGAAAUUGCGCUCUAUGCUGCUCGUGCUGAUAGGGGAGCCAAGAAGGGACAAGCAAGACGCAAGAAUUAUUUUCAAGCGUUGGAUCAGUAUCAAACUACUGUUGCUGGAGGAGGCACCACAAUAGGAGGAGCAACUGCCAUUCACGAUCGCGAAGACGACGAUUUUGCGGCUAAGACCACACAAGAGAUGAUUCGGUUCCUGAAUGACGAGAAACUUGUGGAGACAAAAUAUGAGUUUGCGGGCGGCUGGGAAAGAUUUUUGCUGAAAAUGAAGCGUAAUCCUAUGAAAUCAGCCAUAUACGAGUACUGCCGUAUGGAGGAAGCUAUCGGCCAAGAUAUGAUGAAUGUCUUAUCCAAGACUACAAACGUCGAUGGAUCAACUGAACUCAAAUACAAAGACUUACCAUCUUCCAAACCUCCACCCCUUAAACGUGUUGACGAUCCGGCCUAUGAAUUACAGUGGAUGUAA